AUGAAACCAGAAACACUCACACUGGUGCUCGUGAAUCUAGCAGGCAUCAUGGAGAGAGCCGACACAUCAUUACUACCAGGAGUAUACAAAGAGAUCGGCGCUGCUCUCAACGCCGACCCCACUGCGUUAGGCUCUCUCACUCUCUACCGAUCCCUCGUUCAGUCCUUCUGUUAUCCUCUAGCCGCUUACCUCGCUACGCGCCACAAUCGUGCACAUGUUAUUGCUCUCGGUGCUUUUCUUUGGGCUGUUGCUACAUUCUUCGUCGCAAUCUCUUCCACCUUCUUGCAGGUGGCGAUUUCAAGAGGUUUAAAUGGCAUAGGACUUGCCAUUGUUAUUCCAGCAAUUCAGUCUCUAAUUGCAGACUCCACCAUUGAUAGCAACCGCGGCACGGCUUUUGGAUGGCUCCAACUAACCGGAAACCUUGGAAGCAUCAUUGGUAAUCUCUUCGCGAUACUACUAGCCUCAACAUCAUUCUUUGGCAUACCUGGUUGGAGAAUAGCUUUUCAUAUUGUUGCAUUGGUGAGUGUCGUAGUUGGUAUAUUAGUUCGUGUCUUUGCUAAUGAUCCACACUUCCCAAACAACAGCACAAAACCCACAUCAUAUCAAAUUCCAAACAAGUCCUUUAUUUCUGAGGUGAAAGAUUUAAUAAAAGAAGCAAAGUCUGUUAUAAAAGUUCCAUCUUUUCAGAUAAUUGUAGCUCAGGGAGUAUUCGGAUCAUUCCGGGGGUCGAGUUUGUCGUUUUUCACUCUUUGGUUAGAACUAGUAGGCUUCUCACAUGGUACAACAGCAGUUAUUUGGACAGUAUUUAUAAUUUCUGCUUCAUUUGGGGGUCUGUUUGGAGGAUGGCUUGGAGAUUUUUUAUCUCAACGGUUACCAAACACUGGAAGAAUAAUGUUGGCGCAAAUAAGCGCAGGUUCGACAAUUCCCUUAACUGCGAUUUUGUUGUUAUUAUUGCCUAAUGAUCCGUCCACGCCAUUCAUUCAUGGUUUUGUUUUGGUCAUCAUGGGAAUAAUCACAUUCUGGUGUGCACCAGCAACAAAUGAUCCGAUAUUUGCAGAAAUAGUACCUGAGAAAUCGCGAACGGCGAUAUAUGCUUUGGAUCGAUCUUUUGAGUGUAUAUUGGCGUCUUUUGCUCCGCCUAUUGUUGGAGUUUUGGCUCAACAUGUCUAUGGUUAUAAACCAGUGCCGAAAGGUUCAUCGGAUUCUGUUGAAAUUGAAACUGAUAGAGAAAAUGCUGCAUCACUUGGUAAGGCGCUUUAUAGUACAAUUGCAAUUCCUAUUGCAAUAUGUGUUAUCAUUUAUUCAUUUCUAUAUUUCACGUACCCGAUGGAUAGGGAGAGAGCAAGAAUGGUUGCAUUAGUUGAAUCAGAAAUGGAUCAGCUAAAGAUGGAACAUGAAACUGGAGAAGACUAUUCUGAAACACAUGUUCUGGAGGAUAAUGAUGAGAAAGUUUUGCUGUCCGUAGUACAUUAG
Messenger RNA from Lathyrus sativus (Indian pea), 1473 nucleotides. Lineage: Eukaryota; Viridiplantae; Streptophyta; Magnoliopsida; Fabales; Fabaceae. The record is from the annotation of a GenBank genome assembly.